CCAACUUCAGGUUUAAUCAAUUUCCAAGCUUAAAAUUUGUUUUGCACCGAUUGGCUUUCUAGGCUGAUUUUUUAAAAAAAGAUUCUUUCUUCCUUUCCUCAGAGGUCUCCUCAGCAGAGGCAUGUGAGUUUCCAGUCCCUCAGGGGUAGAAAAUGAAUCUGUUCUGGAGUAAUGACUCUCCAAAAACACUCCCCCCCCCUCUUUUAAAGCCUUAUUUCUGAGCUAGGAAAAUCCAUACUUGCUUUUGUAGACAGAGAUUGAGCGAGCAAGUCUUUUUUCUACACAUGGCUUGUGGGAAUUGCUUUUUCAGUACCGUUAUUGCUUUCUGGACCAUACUUGGCUCAAAUCAGGCCUUUCCAGAUGGAGCCCCUGAAUCUGCCUGCGAGAGCAUGUUGCCUGUCCAUACUGGGGUACAACCUCAAACGGUUCCUAGUCCUUAUGAAGUUUUGGUUAGUACACCUUCCUUCCAAAAUGGGCAGCGGGUUAAUGUUCAGAUCCGUGGACCUGCUUAUCAAGGAUUGUUGUUGGAGGUGCGCUCAUUUCAGUCUGCUGCAGCCGUGGGAUUUUGGCAAAGCCCCCCAAACAAUACCAGAUUUUUACAGUGCUCUGGAAAUCCUCAAGGGGCCAUUACUCAUUCCAACACCAAUUUAAAAAUGAGUCAGAUCUACUCCUGGCUUCCACCUCCCUCGCACUGUCCCCGUGUAGUUAUCUUUGUGGCAACUGUUGCCCAAUCACACGACAUCUAUUGGACCCAAGUGAAAUCCAAAGUGAUCUGGAGAAAUCCUCAAGCCACAUGUGGAGCGGAAGCACCUGGGAGACAAUUUCCCGCUGCUACAGGAUUUGCCUGCUUGCUGCUGCUGAUUUUGCUUAUAUAAUUGUUUUUAAAAAGGCCUAACCCAAAGCAAUUGUAUUAUGAGGUCUGAGGAAUUCUGGGAGUUGAAGUCCACAAGUCAUAAUAGGGCCAAGUUUGAAGACCCCUGCCUUAGAGCAGCCUUGCUUUGAAUCCUAUUUUUCUGCUCCCAGGUUUGUAACACAUUCAUUGCACACUUGUUUUCAGUUUUGUUUUAUUUAUGCUAAAGGCUUUUAUGAAAUAAGGGUAUCACG
Crotalus tigris (Tiger rattlesnake) is the source of this 1104-nucleotide messenger RNA. Its product is annotated as putative defense protein 3. Gene Ontology annotation, molecular function: oxidoreductase activity, acting on metal ions. The coding region runs from base 285 to 875 and encodes 196 amino acids. NCBI's taxonomy places the organism in Eukaryota, Metazoa, Chordata, Lepidosauria, Squamata, Viperidae. The record is from RefSeq and is a predicted model, not a curated record. The transcript is spliced from 5 exons.